Molecule: messenger RNA, 2568 nt
Organism: Colletotrichum higginsianum IMI 349063
Lineage: Eukaryota; Fungi; Ascomycota; Sordariomycetes; Glomerellales; Glomerellaceae
Product: coatamer subunit protein
Exons: 1
Coding region: 1-2568 (855 amino acids)
Biological process (GO): RNA processing
Cellular component (GO): nucleus
Molecular function (GO): RNA binding
Source: RefSeq, a predicted model, not a curated record
AUGUCGUCGGCCAAGGACCUCGUCGAGUUUCCCGACGUGGAGGCGAAGCUCCAAAAACCUUCCAAGCAAUCCGCCUUCGAGAAACAGAGGGCCGAAGCAGAAGCAAAAAGGGCCCGAGAGGCUGCCGAGACAGCUGCAGUAUACGAGGAUUUCGUCAAGAGCUUCGAUCACGACGAUGACGACGCCGCCGCCAGCACCGGCCGAUUUGGCUCCAUGCCUUCCCAAAGACACCCUCCGAAGGCUCCUGGCUUUGGUGGCGGCGCACCGCUAGGCGCAGUCGCAGCGUCCAAACGACACUUUGGUGCACCCGCCCUGAAGAGUGGUCCCGGAAGCCUGGGUUUCGUUCCCGGCUCGAAGAGCGGCCCGGGGAGUUUGGGGCCUCCGCUAGGGUCGUUUGGAAGGAAGAGAGCGUUCGAUGCAUUCCGACAAGAGAAAGACAGAGACGGCAGGCUUGGAUUCGAGGAGCGAGAGGAACCCAUGUCGGUCGCUAGAGUAUUCAACCACAGCGAUGACGAGGACGAGGGAAACUCUGACUCGAGAGCCGAGGAGAUGGCAGUGGCGAGGCCGACGUUGCGCCUAUCUCAGCUGCCGCCGGGGACGUCACCCGCCUUCAUAAAGUCGUUGAUACCAACAAACCUGACGGUCGAUAACGUCAAAAUCUUGCCUCCUGUGGGGCCCUCUGGCACGGAGAGAAAGUGCGCCGUGGCCAUCGUCACAUUGUCGCAGGACACUGCAGCAACAGACAUCGACGCAGCGGUCAGCUCGCUCCAAAACCGCUACCUUGGCUACGGCUUCAACCUUUCACUACACCGUCACCUUUCCUCGGCCGUGGUGACCGCCGCGGCAUCUACGCUUGGUGGUACGUCUGCCGGAUCGCAGCCUUUUGGCGCCAAACCCGUCUCGCAGCAGACGGCACCGGGCAGCGCGGCCCCGCAACAUGCUUUCCAUCGGGGGUUUGCACCGCCGACUUCUUACGCCCCCGCCGGUGGAGGACCCAUUAACCGAAGCAGCAUCCUACAUGUACCCGUCAAGCCGCCAAACGACAUCAAGAUGCUCCAGCUCAUCAAUAAAACCAUUGAAUCGGUCCUUGAGCACGGGGUUGAGUUCGAGGCGCUGCUGAUGAGCCGUCCCGAGGUUCAGCGCGAGGACAAGUGGGCAUGGAUUUGGAAUGCCCGUAGCGAAGGAGGUAUCUGGUACCGUUGGCGACUGUGGGAAAUCGUCACAGGGGCCUCUUCUCGCAGUAACAAGGGAAGAUAUUUGCCGCUGUUCGACGGAAGUCACGCUUGGAAGGCUCCGGAGAAGGGCCUGCCAUACGAGUUCGUCACCCGCAUUGACGAGUUCGUGUCGGACUCGGAGUACAACUCCUCAGACGACGAGGAUUUUGACGGAGACAAUCGCGAGAACCAAAACCAAGGCCCCGAGGCCGAGGCCACCUUCUUGAACCCUCUCGACAAAGCCAAGCUUACCCACCUCUUGUCUCGACUACCCUCCACGUUAUCUAAGAUACGGAAGGGAGACAUCGCCCGUGUCACGACCUUUGCUCUCACACACGCAAGCCGGGGCGCUGAAGAGGUCGUCGACAUGAUCGUCUCGAAUGUCGAGAAGCCCUUCGCACUAACGGCGGCUAAUCCGGAGUUUCAGUCCAAUACCAAAGAGAAGACCAGACAGGAAGACGAUUCCGAACCACCGUUGCCCGAGUCGGAAGAGAAGGCCGACAAGGAGGGACUCGACACCAGCGGCCCAAGCCUCGUGGGUCUAUACGUUGUCAGCGACGUGCUGUCGGCGUCGUCUAGCAGCGGCAUACAGCGCGCCUGGCGAUAUCGACAGAUGUUUGAAGGGGUGCUUAAAGAACGCAAAACCUUUGAGGGUCUUGGCCUGAUGGCGGAGAGACUGAACUGGGGCCGAAUGCGGGCCGAAAAGUGGAAGCGUAGUGUCGGGCUCGUUCUCGGCCUCUGGGAGGGAUGGUGUGUGUUCCCGACGGAUAGUCAGGAGCUGUUCGCCAGCAGUUUCGACAACCCGCCAUCCUCUAAGACACAGGAGCAAAUCGAAGACGAUGCAGCAAAGAAGGGCAAAUGGAAGCUAGUCGAGGCCUUCACGCCAAGUGUCGAUGUUGCCACCUCCACCGCCGCCGCUGCUGCCGCCGCCGCUGCCACCAGCACCCCUGACAAGACGGCAUCAAAGCGGACGUCGGUUGACAAAAAUGAUGAUGUCGAAGGCGAGCCAAUGGACGAAGAAGACGUCGCUGGCGAACCCAUGGAAGAGGACGACGUCAUGGGUGAACCAAUGAGCGAAGAGGAUGUGGAGGGAGAACCCAUGGCGGACGACGAUGUCGAAGGAGAGCCGAUGGAGGAGGAUGAUGAGAAUGGUGACGCAGGUGAACCAGCGAAGGGCCAACCAACAGCAGCCAAGUCCAGUAAGGAGGAGGAAAUAGCAGAGGAUGGGGACACUGGUGAAACGCAUGCAACCGGGCGGUUACAGCUAUCGACUAAGCCGAAGGCUCAGGCCAGGAAACGGAUGAGAGCGGUGGAUAUGUUUGCUGACUCUGGGGAAUCCGAUGAGGGCAAGUAG